UGUUGGUCUGUCGGAGAGCUUUAUUGCGGGCCACAGAAGCACAGGGACGCCAUGAACGUCAACGUAUUGUUGGCACGUUUUCUCCUCACAGUGUUUUUGUUUUGUACUUGGAUUUGCACCGCAGUUACGGAAGAAGAAUGUAUUUCUCCACUUGGGAUGGAAUCGGGCGACAUAUCACGUGACCAAAUCACGGCUUCGUCCAGGGACUGCACCGGUGACUGCGGGUUGACAUCGUUUGGUCGUCUCCAUAGCAACGACUCGUGGUACCCUGACAAUUUCGAAACCCCUGAGCGAGACCAAUGGAUACAGAUAGACUUGCUCGAGGUGAAAAAUGUCGCGGGAAUUCAGACACAAGGUCAUGAAAGGUCAAAUACAACCUACUUUGUACGUUCAUUCAAGCUUCAAUCGUCCAAUGAGGAAACCGAUGAUUGGACGACUUAUUCAAACUCCACCUUCCCAAAAGAAGAUGCUAUAUUUGACGGUAACGUGGAUGCAGAUACCGUCAGAGAAAAUCUGUUAGAUCCACCCAUUCUGGCUCGGUACAUCCGGGUAAUUCCCUGGAGCUGGUCUCCUAACGGAGUUUCCCUCCGCCUGGAACUCGUGGGUUGUGAACAAGAUCAUACAGUUGACACAACGACGGUGACAACGACAAAGGUGACCCAAACUGUUGCCAUAGCAACAGAAAGGACGACACAUGUCUACAGGAGUACCGUCGCUCCUGUAACCUCCAACACGUCUGGUCAAGGCGCAAAUGAAACCUCCCCAUGGCCACUCCCGACCGAACACACUGAAAAACCAGGCUCCACGGGAAGUUCGUUCCCAAUAGGUGCAGUUAUUGGAGGCACGAUAGGGGGCGUUCUUGGUCUGAUUCUGCUAAUAGUUGUCGCUGUCGUGCUUGCUAAAAGAAGACUGCAUACCCAGGAGUACCCGGUCUUCACCAACCCCAUCUACAAUAAAACCACCCGGCCGUUAGACAGCAACAGGAACCAGCCUCGGUCUGCGCAAGGUUCGCAAGAGGAGAUGGAGGAAUUUGUCGUGAACCACACCUACAGAGGACCACGGUCCGCGAGUGUGAGUGAACCCCUCAAGACAACAAAUGCCGACAGCUCAGAGAGUUGAGAAACAAAUAGGUGACGACAGAAAAACUGUUCGUCCUUGCAAAUUGAAUGUUGCUGUGUAGUAGUCGGUAACCGUGUGCUUUCAUAAAUCUACGAAAUAUUGUUGCAAGUUAGAGCUGAAUCAUCCUCACGACGCCUAGAUGUUGUACACCGGAGCUUAAUUGUAUGCGUAUGUUCGGGUAAAUAUUAAUGACUUUGUGUGUGUGUGUGUGUGUGUGUGUGUGUGUGUGUGUGUGUGUGUGUGUGCCGAGACAUAGAGUUUUGUUUCCCAUGCCUUCUUGGGCACUAAGUUAAAGCUGCUUUUGCUGUGUUUUUCGUUUGUCUCUUUCAUAUCACAUAAUCAUGUGCAAUACAUUUUAACUGAGCUGAUUCGAUUGAAACUUCUAGAAAAAAAGAAUGAUAUUUAUGAAUCCAUGUAUCAUUAUAAGACUAAGAGUUCAUUUAUACAGUGCAGUAUAGUGAAGACCGCAUGUAGUAAAGCUAAUUGUUUAGCUCUUCAUAUGGGAGGUAAUUACAUCUUAGUUUGGAACGUUUGAAAGCUCUCGUACGAAAUGCCAUUUGUGUACGCCAACUGUACAGUCUAAAUCGCUUUCGUUAAACGAUAUCUUGCUGCUUUUUGUUGCGUUUUUAGCUACAAUAAAUGUGUUUUGUGUUGCUA
Molecule: messenger RNA, 1776 nt
Organism: Branchiostoma floridae (Florida lancelet)
Lineage: Eukaryota; Metazoa; Chordata; Leptocardii; Amphioxiformes; Branchiostomatidae
Product: neuropilin-2-like
Exons: 7
Coding region: 52-1119 (355 amino acids)
Source: RefSeq, a predicted model, not a curated record